AGAACUGGUACAAGCUGUCAACAACGUGUGUGGUUGUUAGAUACAUGUAUUGAUACUUGUAGUUAAUCGAUAAAAAAACGGAUUCUGCAGCUAGCAAACAUCUAUUAUUGAGCAGAGAUGGAAGCGACUGAAAAAAAUUAUGCAUGUAACAGUAGUGAGUUUAGAAGAAGCGAGUUAUCAGACACAGAACUCGAGAUUGUGGGACAACCCUACUCCAUCUCGGUGCUCAAAGUAGGCUAUUGUCUGUCCGAACAGGACGGUUCUUUUCGAGCAGACGGGACUAUCACUCUUCUAACGGGACCUAGAACUAUUCUAGUCGACACCGGAGGACCGUGGGACCGGGACUUUCUAGUGAAACGGCUGAAGGAUAAGCGACUAGACCCGGGUGAUAUCAGCUUGGUGGUGGGAACACAUGGCCACUCCGACCAUGUUGGUAAUCUGGGGCUGUUUCCAGGGGCAACAAUAGUUGUGGGGUGUGACAUCAGUGAGGGGGAUAGGUACCUUCCUAACCAGCUGUCUGAGGGGCAACCCUAUCCUAUUGAUGAACAUGUGUCAAUAGUACCCACUCCAGGCCACACAGGGCGCGAUGUGAGCCUUCUUGUGAAGGGAACCACAAUGGGCACGGUGCUUGUUGCCGGGGACCUAUUUGAGCGUUGCACUGAUGACGACAGUUGGAGAGAACUGAGUGAGAAUCCUGCAGUUCAAGAGGCCAGCCGACAGGAGGCGCUACGCACCUCUGAUGUCAUCAUCCCGGGACACGGGUUGCCGUUCAGGAUCCACAUGGAGGAAGUGGAUGGACGCUCCGGGCUGGUGGUGGCUGGUCCACUCCAGGAAUCUGGACAUCGAGAGGGCCCCGGCGUAUGCUGUUCGAGCUAUCCUGGACUCGAGGCGUCGGGCAAGGGGCCCUCAGUACCUCGUGGAGUGGGAGGGGUACGGUCCGUAGGAGAGAUGCUGUGUGCCGGUGGAGGACGUCCUGGACCCUUCGUUGCUGCGCCUCAUCCUCCGGGUCAUCCCAGAGGUCGGUGUCGGCGCACUGAUGGAGCCGCGCGUCAAGCUGAGGGUACUGUCAUGACUUCCGACGAAGUCGGUCCCUCUCCUUGUUCUGGUGGCGUUCGGCGGUCGACGUCACCGGCCUUCUAGCCACCGCCGAUACACUUUUAAUGUUCCAUUUGUUUUGUCUUUGUUUUACACCCCUGAUUUCAAUCCCACAAUUACUGUUUCAUUAUUUAACCCUCUGUUCCCCCAUGUUUAUUUGUGAGUGAUUGUUUAUUGUAUUUUCGGUCUGUCAUGGUGUGCGUGUAUUUUGUUACUUUGUAUAUUUGACAUUUUGAGUAAAAAAAGCUACACAUAGGACCCAUUACACAUCUGCAUUGGACCAUUGCAUCACGAACCUGCUACAAUAUCUUGAGAGCCCGUGCAACUGAGCAAUUUGCAUACCUACCCAACAUAAACUUAAUAUUUAUUUCUGAAAUAUUUAUUUAUCUAUAUAGGAUCACUGUACUUAAUUAUUGUAAAUUACACCAAUAAUUAAGAAAAUAAAAAUGUAAAAACUUUUUUUUA
This is a messenger RNA of Oncorhynchus mykiss (rainbow trout), 1560 nucleotides long. The record is from RefSeq and is a predicted model, not a curated record. NCBI's taxonomy places the organism in Eukaryota, Metazoa, Chordata, Actinopteri, Salmoniformes, Salmonidae.